UUGGAGUUUUAUUUAUUGAAAUAUCUUCUCAGGGCAGCAUGUCAUACGAUUGGCUCUGGGAGACAGCCAAUCGAAACACUGGGGGGCGUGGCUAUCAGUAAUUUGUAAUUUGCGCCAAACGGCAAUCCCUACGGAGCAACGAGGCGGAGAGGACCACGAGAGUUAAAUAGAGUAAGGGAGAAUCCUUGAAAUAAAGAGACAAUGCAGAAGGUGUGGCUUGAAGGAAUAGCAAAAAAUCUGAGGAAACCCAAAGAUUCUAAAGUAAAUACAGAAGUCCAACUUAUUAAUGGAAAUGAGAAGGAAUUUAUGGACUCCUACAUCACCAAGAUCCAAGAGGAAAGGAAUUAUUUUUUCCAAGCACCUAAGUCCACCAGCAAAGACUAUUAUUUUUAUGCCUGUGAAAGAUCAAAUAAGGCAAAAGGACAAAGCAAAGGGGAGUCCAGUAAAACAAGAGCCAAUUCCUGCCAGGCUUAUGUUUCUUUUAAAAUGGUCAGGGAGGCUGGAUACAAAGCUGUAAUAAUUCGACACAUGUUGGAACAUACAGGACACAAUGUAUCCAAUCCUGAAGAGCUAACGAAGAACCCAGUUGAUCCUGAAUUAUUAGGAUUUGUGGAGAUGUGGCUUAACCAAGGACUGUCAGUAUCCCAAGUUGUGUUAAAAAGUUGUAAUUGGGCACAAAGUCAUGGGCACACAGAUAAGCACAACAGAAGAUACUAUCUCACCCCUAAUGAUGUUAGAUUAGUAAAGCGAAGUUUGCAAUCCAUCAUUUUACCUGAUAUUGAUGAUUCUGUGAGUGUUGACAAGUUGAUCAGCACUGACCUGAAGGAAAACAUUUGUUUUUAUCAACCAAUCACAAAAGAUCAACCUUUGAUCAUAGUAGUUCAAACACCAGCACAGAAGGCUCUUUUGCAAGAAAAUCCCAAUCCCAUGAUUUUCAUGGAUGCGUCCUACAAAGGUUUAACCUCAUAUGGUUAUGCCUUUUAUGCCCUUUUAUUAGUGAAUCAAACAGGAAGAGGAGUUCCUUUUGCCUACUUUAUUGUAAGCCAUGAAUCAUCUGAAACACUGACUGUUUGCUUGAAGAGCCUAUCCUCGUGCAAUCCAGGCUUUUACCCAAGGUCAGUAAUGAUAGAUCGUGACUUAAAAGAACUUGGUGCCAUACGACAGACCUUCCCAAAGACCAAAGUUCUCUUAUGCUGGUUUCAUGUUUUGCAGGCUGUACAUCGCUGGCUGGUGAAAAAAGAUGGAGGAAACCUAUCACCUGCCCAAAGAAACACCGUUAUACAUGCCAUGAUGACAAUGAAAGCCUGCAUGACGGAAGAAGAUUUUGAAAGUGUGUCUGCUUCAAAGUGUAGAGACCUUGAGGCCCAGUUUGGUAGCAGCCGGGUAACCCAUUACCUCAGGGACCAAUGGUUUCCUUUCGCCGCACUCUGGGCAAACUUUGGACGAUUGUUUCAGCACAACAGCAGUGACACCAACAACAAAGCAGAGAGGUACUGGCAUAGAGUAAUCAUACAGAUUCUUCUUCACUAUAAAAUACCAGUUUUUGCGAGGUCAAGCAAACAAACGAGUUGACCAGCUUCUUCAAUUGCUUUGUGGAGAUGUCCAAAAAUAUUACAAUUAUUUGGAUGACCUCAUACAUGCUGGACGACUUAACACUUCUUCAUCAUCAUCAUCAUCAUCAUCAUCUACUUCUGUACCUACUACAAGUAUGCUGGGGGAUGGUCUGCAUGAAAAAAUUCACAUAGGUGAAGAUGGGAGAUGUUCACUGCCAGAAGAUUUCAUGUCAACAGUGUCAGACCCUCGUAUAAUUACAGUUGAUUUAGUCUGGAUGCUCUGUGACUGCAAAACCUAUGACAGAGGCAAUCUGUGCAAGCACACCAUGAUGGCCAAAACUGAGGCACAAAGAAGAGGCAUAAACAUACAAGUUUUACGCAAUAGAGUGGCAAAACAAUAUUUUGACAAUGAUCAGUUCUACAUAGAUGGAGACUGUCUUUCAGUAUACCAUCAUGAUGGCAAUGCCACAUUUGUCUUUAGAGGUGAAUCUGCUUUUUGCACUUGUACUGCCAACAGUUACCAAGAAAAAUGUGUGUGCCUACAUCUUGCGGAUAUCCUUGAAAUUAACAUGACCUCUUCUUGCAUGGCCAUGACUGAAAGUGAGAUUGCCCAUCAGCUGUGUCCUAAACCAAAGCCUACAGUGCAGACCAUGCUGUCAGACUUGCUUGAAUGGAGUCACUCACCAAACUACAAGUACAGCAGAGAACUGCACAAUACAAUCCAGAAAGCACACAAAAUGGCAUUUGCAAACUUUGGAAUAGUUUCUAAGAAACGCAAAAUCUCUGCCCUGCAUGCAUAUCGGCAACGUAUUGAGAAGGCCAAACGUGAAGCUAGAGAGACUUUUAAACCUGUAAGGUCACACAGGUUACGUGUGCGGAACAUAAAGAAGAAAAGUGUGUCAAGAGAGGGAAUUGUGUAACUGUUGGUCACAUUUCUUUUCUCCUUUUCUCAGUGAACACUUUAAAAAUAUGGUGGAUAUACCCUAAUGGUAAUUUAUCAGCUCCAAUGAACAUGUAGGACCACUUUGUUACAGCAAAUUACAUUUGCUGUCAUCCAUCAGUCACAGCAGUUACCUAGUUCUUCAAUACUAAGUAUCCCCAUGUAGCAGGUAUUAUUUGUGUUGUUUUUCAUUCUCAGCAUUGCAGUGACACUUAUGUGUUGCUGGUGUGGGUAGAUCAGACACAGCUGUGCUGUGCUUUUUUUUUUUUUACCUCUUGUGACACUUUGGACUGGUCCACCAACCAAAACUUUUUAGCCAACUGGAAAGCACUGAUGAAGGACUAUAACAAAAAUGGCAGCAAUAAUUGAGCCAUCAUCUCUGACUUUACAACUAGUUAGGUCAAGGUAACUCAACAGAAUGGACAGUGUUUAAAAACUCCACCAAGUGUAUAUUUGGAUGUUGAUUCUUGAUAUGGAUGUUAUAAAUGUAAAUAAAUUGUUGAUUACUUUGUUUUUUAA
Messenger RNA from Astyanax mexicanus (Mexican tetra), 3012 nucleotides. RefSeq lists its product as uncharacterized. The record is from RefSeq and is a predicted model, not a curated record. Lineage: Eukaryota; Metazoa; Chordata; Actinopteri; Characiformes; Acestrorhamphidae. The transcript has 7 exons. Gene Ontology annotation, molecular function: zinc ion binding. Bases 202 to 1572 code for a protein of 456 amino acids.